Molecule: messenger RNA, 4867 nt
Organism: Cheilinus undulatus (humphead wrasse)
Lineage: Eukaryota; Metazoa; Chordata; Actinopteri; Labriformes; Labridae
Exons: 3
Coding region: 115-1101 (328 amino acids)
Molecular function (GO): GTP binding
Source: RefSeq, a predicted model, not a curated record
GCUUGCAGUGAAGUCGAGUCAGGAGUCAGGCAGGUCUGAGUCAGCCUGACGGAUCCAGGAAGUGCGUUUAUUUCUAAUUUUAACACUAAAAUACGACGGUGAACGGAGGCAGAGAUGUCUGCAGCUGCUUCUCAGACAGAGCUCAUGCUGGUGGUGCUGGGCCGGACUGGGGAGGGAAAGAGACCCGUAGUCAGCACCAUCCUGAACCUACAAGACAACGAGGAGGGCAAAGAGGCUGCAGAGACCCAGAAGUGCAGCAAACACAGAGGAGAGGCUGCAGGCAGAAAGGUGUCCGUGGUCUCCACUCCAGCCUGGUUCAGCUCAGACUGCGACCUAAAUGAUAGAGGAUAUCACAUUUCCUCCUUCAUCGCCUUAUCUACCCCCGGACCUCACGCCUUUCUUCUGUGCGUCCCUGUGAAUCAGCCAGCUGACGGAGAGGCUAAAGCUCUGGACGUCCUGGAGGGGCUGCUUGGCCCCUCCGCUGUCAGCACCCACACCAUCGUUCUCUUCACCCACACCGAGGAGCUGGAGGAGGAUGAGCAGCUGGAGGAUUACCUCGUCACUUGGAGGAAGGAUCUCCAGCAGCUGGUGGGGAGAUGUGGAGACCGAUACCACACCCUGGAGACCCGAGGAGGAGACGCAGAGGAGAGGAGAGCGGUGGAAGAGCUGCUGGAGAAGGUGGAGGAGAUUGGGCUGGAUCACUUCAGCUGUUGUCUGUACGAGCAGGCGGAGAGGAGGGUGAAGAAGAGACAGGAGGAGCUGGUGUUGAAAAACGACCACGUGGAAAGCACCACAGAAGAAGAAAUGGAAGCAGUGAGAGAGGAGGCGGAGAGAAGCAUCGAAGACUUGGACGUAGAUGUGAAGGGAUUUUUCCCCUCCGUCAGCGUCUCCGCCUCCUCCCCUGCUCCUUCCUUCUUCUGGGUUUUGUGGGAGAAGCUGGCUGGAUGGGUGAGUCGUCUGCCCAAACUGGUGAGGCGAGAGGCCUUACUGGGGGCCCUGGUCGGGCUGUUUGUGGGCGGCCCGUUUGGGGGGAUAAUGGGGGCCACUGUGGGGUCGGUGGCGACAGAGGUGGCGAGAAGAAAAACACAGAAACAGAAAUAAGAACUUUUCUAUCUGCUUAAAUUUGCACCUUUAAGUCACUUCACUGUGUUCAGCUCUCUCUGUAUCACUGAGCUAUUAGCUUAGCUGCUAACACCUUUAAAGACAGUAUUAAAGCUCCAACACUGAGCACCAGCACCAGUGAGAUUACACCUAAGGCUAUACCUCUUUCUAGGCAGACACACUGAUGCUGUUUUCACACAUGCACGCCUGGAAAUGUCCAGCCCCAGGCUAUAAUGAUAUUUUCCCUCCUUUGCAUUAAUGCUACAUGUUUUUGGGCGUUUACAAACUACAAACGAACGAGAAGGAGGAACAUGUCUGCUGAUAUUUGCAACCAAUACAUUGGCUGUAAAUAUCAGCUAUAUGUAGGAAUACGUUUGUAAAACGUCAGGAAUAAGGAUGCACAAAUAAAAAGACUUCAGCCAGUGUAGGUCUGUGGGACCUGCUUACAUUUUACAGCGUGUUUUAAAGAGUUAAGCUUGUCUUAGGUCUGGACCACAUUUAUAUAUCAGUGUUGAUGUUGGUAUCAGCUGAAAUUGACUUGUAAAAUCGGCAUUCCUGCAAAAAUCCAAUAUUGUGCAUGCCUAAUUCUGAAGGACGACACACGUUAAAACUGCUUUUGCACACUGGAGAACCCGACUCCUUGCAGAAAUGUUACUAGGAGGCUGCAGGAAACAAGUUUGAAUGAAAUCAGGGUGAAAAAUGCAGCUGUUUGCAUGCUCACCCCAAAUCUUAAGGGGAAUUUUUAGGAGUUGGUGCAUGUGUGAAUACAGUCUGUAAUAUCUAAAUGCCUCUACAGUGGUUUAUAAUUCAUGUUUCAUGGAUCAGUAAUCAUUUUUCUUUGUUGUUGGUUAUCCCCCUGCAGUAUAACCUCCUCCUAUAUGUAUUUUUACCUAGUAUAAAGGUAUCAAUCUUAAUGGAUGAAGUGCCUGUGUCCACAGCCUCUUUAUUCCGCUCACAACAAUGUAGUCCAGCAGAGUCAGCACUCAGCAUUUGCAGCAAAAACCUCAGCAUCAGCCAAUUUUCGUCUCAUGUCUUUGAUCUACAUUAGGGAGACACGUUACUCAUCUUAGAUCAGGCCUGUCCAACCUUUUUCCACUGAGGGCCACAUACAGAAAUAUACAGGGAUGUUGGGGCCACUUAAAUAUCCAGAAGGUGAGGUAUAUGGCGUUUAUUAAGUCAGAAGCAGAAUAAAGGAGGAGCUGGGGUGGAGGAAGGUUGCAGCUUGCAGAGAGAGCCGCAGAACGUGAGAGUGAUUGACCAGUGGUGUGGUUAGAGCAAAUCAGCUGGUUGUCAGCUGAUCGGGGCAGAGCUUGACUCCAUGGCCUUUUUAUACUAACACUAAAUGCUCGAUUUAAUGGCUGACAAGGCAAAGAGAAAAUCAUUUCAGGUUUUUGGGGAUGCCAAUCACAUUUUGGGCACCCCUGUUUGGCCCCUAGCUGCCACUUGCUCAACCCAUGGAAUAUUAUUGGUACUGCUCUUUGCUGCCAAAACUCAUCAGGGAGUUAGAAAACAAGGUAUUAUUAUUUUGAUUGCUAAUAUUCCACCAUGUACAGUGUUGUCCCAGUUCAGUCACAAAAGACACAUCAAUAAAUUCUUGCUGAUGUUUGUUUACAGCGUUAGCAUGGAAGCACAAUCUUCUGCUGAAACUAUGAAGUACAAUACAGUGAAACACAAACUCCAUGUUUAAAUGUGGGACAUAUUUAAUUUUAUUUCUAGAAUUUACUGUGAGCCCAUCAAAUUGGGACCAAGGGAAUAUGAAAAAAUGGUCACAUGCAAUAAAUAUAUCAUUAUUCAUCCGCAAUGCAGGUGUUGUGCUCAGAAAAGCAUCCAGACAAUCAUGUGCCUGUCACUGGCACCUUUUUAUAAGGAAAAACAGCAUCCUGAUCAGAUUACUGUCACUUUUUCUACGUCAGGUGAAAGAAUUUGUGUUUUUAUAACUAGAUAAGAAUUUUUUUUAAAACUUUUUUUUAAUAAACAUUUAUACAGUAGCUACAUUAAAGCACACAUUACAACCAAUGAGAAUAAUCCACCUCUAACUAAUCUGAAUGACAUAAUUUAACAACAUGAUGGGCACAUGAUUCACAGGAUGCUUUUCUGAACAAAACACAUAGACGGAGUUAUGCAAACGAAUAAUAUCAAACUGCUUGUAGCUAUUUUUACAUGUUCCAUUCUUUGAUCCAAGUAUAAAUAUCCAAAAUAAAAAACAAAUCCUUGAUUUGAUUUUGUUUCAGAAAUUAAAGAAACCAUUUUUCAUUUAUUUGUUACUCAGUAAACAAUCAAAUAUCAACUAAACGGAUGAUACACAGAUUAUGAUCAAGCACUGUGAUUUUGUUUUUGUUGUGAGACAUAUUUGCACCAUGAAUGAAGUUAUCCACUGAGUUAGAGUUCCUGCCUGUGACUUUAGGAGCUUCUAAAGGAAGUCCCUAGUGCUUAUUCUUUAUCCGUAUGAAUUAACUUUUACUCGGGUGUAAUAGUCGUUUACUUUUCCACCUCUAUGUAAUUUCGGACACUGUGGCUGUGUCCAAAAUCACUCCCCAUUCACUAUACAGUGCACUUUAUAGUGAAUACGCCAUUUUGUAGUGGUGUCCGAAUUCUGAGUGAGUAUUGUUACUCACUUUGGAGUGCACUCAUUCUAUCCCACAAUGCAUCUUGAAAAGUAGUGAACAGCCGAUGCUCACUAGCCCAGCAAUAUUUACCAUCAUGCAUCGCUGUUGCUGCUCUCAAACAUGACGGACGAAUAAGAGGAGCAGAGAAACACAUAUAAAAACUUUUAAAAUGAUUUUUUCUUUGUUGAUUUUAACCAAAGUAUUUAAUCUGUAAGAAAAUGUUAAGGAUUCAAAACAGAGCAACUUUUUCCCCUUAUGAGGAUUACAAGACAUGAGAACAUGAUCUUUAUGCAAAAAUAAGUGAUAAUACACAAAAAUGUAUAUUAUUAUGCCACUAAAGACACAAACUUCUUCAUCCCUUACUAUUUUUUUUUGUGUGUGAAAAUACGUUACGUUCAGUAUCAGUUUUUAGUGAAAUUCUACUGUUAAUUUCGAUCCUCCACCGUUGUCAUGGAAAUCUACGAACUGUUGUUGCUAAACAUUGUAAUUGUGAGACGGCGAUGACGUUAUUUCCUGCGGCCAGAGCCGUGUCUGAAAUCAUUUUUGUGUUUUGCAGUUGAGUCUACUAUAUAGUCCACUUUAUGCUGCUCACUAUAUUAUGGACAGGGAGUAGGGAAUAGGUGUGUGGUUUCGGACACAGCCACUGAGGACAUCUGUGCAAAAUCUGAAGAAAUUCCCUCUUAGUACUCUUGAGAUGUUGCAUUUACAAGUAAGGGAUGAACAUUGGGUCUAAUGAUCUUGACCUCUGACCUAUGAGCUCCAAAAUGUAGUCUAAUCACCCUUGAUUCAGGGUGGAUUUUUGUGCAAAAUUCUGAUAAAGUUCCUUGAAGAAUUCAUGAGAUAUUGCAUUCACAAGACAGACCUGGAGGAGCAACCUAAAACAAAAUAUAGACAUAAAAUUGAGCAUUAAACUGCAGGAGGAUUCACAACAAACAAAAGAGAAUUUACAGCUUUAUCAACCACUGAAAUUUCAAGUAUAACAACUCUAAACCUCUUUUAAACUCUAAGACAGAUUACUUCAGAUGGCUGUAACACUUUGAUAAAGAUGUAAUACUAUAAAACAUCCACAAGGUGGAGACACUGACCUUUAUAUGGAGGUGUUUAAAUGUUUAAAGACUUUAUUCUGCUUAUGAAGCAAAUAAAAGCUGCUGUUAAAAUGA